Molecule: messenger RNA, 2726 nt
Organism: Triplophysa dalaica
Lineage: Eukaryota; Metazoa; Chordata; Actinopteri; Cypriniformes; Nemacheilidae
Gene: ppm1h
Product: protein phosphatase, Mg2+/Mn2+ dependent, 1H
Exons: 10
Coding region: 240-1799 (519 amino acids)
Biological process (GO): protein dephosphorylation
Molecular function (GO): protein serine/threonine phosphatase activity
Source: RefSeq, a predicted model, not a curated record
AUUCUACUAAAUGAAAUAGAAAUAAACUCACUGAACUGAAAGAGUUAAAGGUUCAUUUUGAAAGUUGAACUCAUGUGAGUGACCUGCGGCGAUGGUCACAUGACUGCGUGUGAGGGGCGCGCAGGCUGCGGUGCGUUUACAACGCCGUUGUGUAGUGCGCGUUUCCGCGCAGCUCAGGACGCACUGGACGCGCGCACACACACACACACACACACACACACACACACACACACACCAUCAUGAUGACACGCGUGAGAUCGGCGGUCUCCAGCAUCCUCGGCGGCAUGAUGAGCUCGAGCGCGGAGGAGAAUCAGGCGCACCGCGCGGAUCAGCCGCUUCGCUUCCAGUACUGCAGGCCGGAUUUCCUCGCGCUGUCUCCUGAUGAGGUGGAGUGCUCGGCGGAUCACAUCUCGCGACCCAUUCUCAUCCUCAAAGACGCCAAGCUGCCGUGGGCCACCGGAUACGCGGAGGUGAUAAACGCGGGUAAAAGCGCUCUGAAUGAAGAUCAGGCGUGUUGUGAGGUGGUGGAGCUCAGAAAGAGACCCGAAGACCAUUCGAGUACCGGUUACACUCCCACCAGCAGGAGGCGCUCUUCACUUCCCAGUGCUGACAUACUGGAGACCAUUGACAACCCAGAACACAAAGAACUGAACUUUCAUUACUGGGGUCUGUUUGAUGGUCACGGAGGUUCUGGUGCCGCUGUGUUUGCUUCCAAGUUUCUUCAUCUUCACGUCGAGGAGCAGCUUCAGGAGGUGCUGGAGAUCCUUCAGAAUCCUUCCCUACAGCCGCCCACCUGUCUGGGCGAGGAGCCCACCCUCCAUCACCUCCACCCCGUCGCAGGCUGCUCGCAGCGAGGUCUGUCCAGAGCCGCGUCUCUUCGGGGGGCGGCGGGGGCUCCGGGCUCUCCGAACACCAUGACCCCGCGCUUCUUCAUGGAGAAGAAGAUCAAGCAGGAGAGUCUGGUGGUGGGGGCUAUUGAGAACGCCUUCAAGGAGAUGGAUGCACAUAUCGGCCGAGAGAGAGGCGUGUAUUCCAUCUCUGGUGGAUGUACGGCUCUGGUGGUGAUUUAUUUACUGGGAAAACUGUAUGUGGCCAAUGCUGGUGACAGCAGGGCUCUCAUCGUCCGUGCGGGAGAGAUUAUCACCAUGUCCAACCCGUUUACUCCAGAGUCGGAGCGUCAGAGACUUCAGUUCCUGGCUCAUCUUCAGCCGUCUCUGUUAGGAAAUGAUUUCACACAUUUGGAGUUUCCCAGAAGAGUCACAAAGAAAGAGGUGGGGAAGAGAAUGCUGUAUCGAGACUUCACCAUGAACGGAUGGGCCUAUAAAACGGUUCAGGAGGAGGAUCUGAAGUUUCCACUCAUAUAUGGAGAAGGAAAGAAGGCUCGUGUUCUGGCCACCAUCGGCAUCUCCCGCGGCCUCGGCGAUCAUGACCUGAAGGUUCACGACUCAGACAUCUCCAUCAAACCGUUCCUGUCGUGUUCUCCAGAGGUGAAGGUCUAUGACCUCUCUCAGUGUGAACUCGGCGCUGAUGAUGUCAUGGUCCUGGCUACGGAUGGCCUCUGGGAUGUGCUGUCCAAUGAGGAAGUGGCAGAAGCCAUCACUGGUUUCCUUGGAAACUGUGACCCUGAUGACCAACACAGGUACACCAUGACCGCUCAAGACCUGGUGAUGAAGGCCAGAGGUGUUCUGAAGGACCGCGGUUGGAGGAUCGCUGGAGACAGACCGGGAUCUGGAGAUGAUAUUUCAGUCUUCAUAAUUCCUCUGAUGCACAGCAGCAGUAAUGAAGCUGAAGCGAGCUGACCCGUCAGUUUCACACGCACGCUCGCAAUAUAAUCCUGACGGUGUGCUUUGAAGAGCCGCAGCGAUAUUUCAAGCCUCUCAGUGUUGGUGGGAUCAGUAUAUGAGUUAUAACGUUUGCACAAUGACUCCGGGAGGGUCCGAUGGUUCUUUGAAGUUCUCCGUGGACAGAUGUGCGCCCUCCACAGAGUGUUUAUUCACAGAAAACUCAUUUGGCAGCUAGGCGGAACCCACCGUGUCUUUGGUUGAGGACAUUCGUUUAUCCUCUCAACGUGUUUAUUUUGCGGUUUUCCCUUUUUUCGAGUUCCCCAAAAAUCAAAGCAAUUUCCUCUUGAGAUAUUGUGAUGAAUUAAAAUACGGCCGUGUGGUUCAUUUCCUUUGCUUUGUGUGUUUCCACCAAAUUCUGCUGUGUGAUCUACACAUCAGCCGCUGGAGAUCUUUUAGUGUUUGUAUAUCAUCCGCAGGUGCAGUUUAUGUUUUUUGCACAUGGUUUUGUUAUUUGUAUGUGUAGAAUCUCAUCUCACAAAAACACAAAUCCAUCCACGAUGAGGCACCGCACUACACAACAUCCGACCAUACGGAGAGCGAAUGUGGCCGGUGUCUGGCAAUCUGACGGAUGAUUUUUGCUUCAUGUGUUGAUGGUUUUGACACUCAUAUUUGAUUUUGCUCUUGGGAUGUGUGCGAACUGAGAGUCCAGCUGACAAAAACUCAAUCGUCGAUUAAAACUACACAAACUCAAACUAUUUGAUGUGUUUAUUGGGAUUUGAUGUGCCUCUACCAUUCUCAGAAUGGUUUUUAUACACACUCCUACCUGCAAUCUGUUGUCCAGAGCUCCUGUGUGGAGGUCCGAUGAGCUCUGACUUAAACCCGUCAUGAUCACAGUAGCAUCUUCCUCUCGUACAGCACAAACCCGCUGAGAUCCUUCACAUC